Molecule: messenger RNA, 1876 nt
Organism: Mangifera indica (mango)
Lineage: Eukaryota; Viridiplantae; Streptophyta; Magnoliopsida; Sapindales; Anacardiaceae
Product: cytochrome P450 71D11-like
Exons: 2
Coding region: 169-1698 (509 amino acids)
Molecular function (GO): monooxygenase activity; iron ion binding; oxidoreductase activity, acting on paired donors, with incorporation or reduction of molecular oxygen
Source: RefSeq, a predicted model, not a curated record
UCAUUAUCCCUGUUUUAGAGAUGUGUAUAGAUGAAAAGAUUUCUCCUUUAUAAACAGAAACGAGGAUCAAGGUACUUAGUCUUAAGCUGUUGCCAUCUCCAAUAAUUGUCCAUUUAGAGGCUGAAUUGUGUAAUUUUCCUCUCACGUUCCUCUUCCAAUCUUGCCAAUAUGGAGCUCCCAUUCCCCUCCUCAAUCCUUCUUACCUUUCUUAUCUUUAUUUUCAUGGUGCUGAAGGUAGGAAAAAGAAAUAAAACCAACAGUGGAACUUUAAAUCUUCCUCCAGGGCCGCGGAAAUUGCCUUUCAUUGGAAAUCUUCACCAGCUUGCCGCUCUGGGAUCUCUUCCUCACCGGGGACUUCGACAGUUGGCCGAGAUAUAUGGACCCUUUAUGCAUCUCCAGCUAGGAGAAAUUUCUACCAUUGUUGUUUCUUCGCCGGAGUUUGCUGAGCAAGUGAUGAAAACCCAUGAUGCUGUUUUUGCUUACAGGCCGUAUAACGAAUUAGCAAAUAUUAUGUCCUAUUGCUACGCUGAUAUAAUCUUUUCUCCAUAUGGUGAAUACUGGAGAAAAUUAAGGAAAAUUUGUACCUUGGAGCUUUUAAGCUUGAAACGAGUCCAGUCUUUACAAUCUUUAAGAGAAGAAGAGAUGGCUAAUCUCAUCAAUUCUAUUACUGCAAAGGCAGGAUCAGUGAUGAACUUCACUGAAGAAGUUUUUUCAUCAACAUAUGGGCUCACAGCGAGGGCAGCUUUUGGGAAGAAGUGCAAAGAUCAAGAGAAAUUCAAAGCGGCUACCAAGGAGAUUUCACAGUUGCUAGCAGGUUUUCAUAUUGCGGAUCUGUUUCCUUCCAUCAAAUUUCUCCAUUCGAUCAGUGGGGUCAAGGCAAAAAUGGAGAAGCUGAUGCAAGAAUGUGAUAGAAUACUUGAAAAGAUUGUGAAUGAACAUAAGAUGGCUGAUAGGAAUGAAGGAGAUAUCGAUCUGGUUGAUGUUCUGUUGAAGUUUCAGGAAAAUGGCGAUCCUCAGUUUUCCUUAACCACCCAGAACGUCAAAGCAGUACUUUUUGACGUUUUUAGUGCAGGCAGUGACACAUCUGCAACUCUAAUGGAAUGGGCAAUGUCUGAGCUGAUAAAAAACCCAAGAGUGAUGAGAAAGGCUCAGGCUGAGGUUAGGGAAGUUUUCAACAGAAAAGGGAAAGUUGAUGAAACGGGCAUGAGCGAAAUGAAGUACCUGAAGCUAGUAAUCAAAGAGACUCUCAGAUUACACCCAGCUGCUCCUUUAUUAGUUCCAAGAGAAAGUAGAGAGCCAUGUGAGAUCAAUGGGUUCAACGUGCCAGCCAAAACCAAAGUGAUGAUCAACGCCUGGGCGAUUGCAAGGGAUCCAAAGUAUUGGAUGGAGCCUGAGAGCUUCAGUCCAGAGAGGUUCAGCGACGGCUUGCUGGACUAUAGAGGAACAAAUUUCGAAUAUAUCCCAUUUGGCGCAGGGAGGAGGAUAUGCCCAGGAAUUAUAUACGGGCUGGCUAAUGUUGAGUUUCCUCUGGCAUCUUUGCUGUACCAUUUUGAUUGGAAACUUUCAGAUGGAAUGAGGGAGGAAGAUUUGGAAAUGGAAGAGAGAUUUGGUGUGACAAUUACAAGGAAACAUGAUUUAAGAGUCAUCCCGAUUCUUUAUCAGCCAGAGACUAAAAUGAAAGUUGCAGAUUAUAAUUGACUUUUAAUUUGUUUUCCUAGUGAGAGCAAGAAGUCGUUGUUAUUCUAUCUUGCAGGUUGAGUGAAAAAAAGUAUCAUGUAUAAUAAUGUAUGAGUUCAAGUUCCAUUCUGUUCCGCCUGCAAAGGGGCAAUUUGAUGGAAUUGCUCGUUAAAAAAUAAUAAAAUUUAAUUUGAAUGAA